UGUAAACGUACUUGACGUCGUGGCUGUUGGCUAACAACAAUGAGGAUGGGUAGCUAUAUAAACUGGGCUGUUAUUUUUAACUAAUCUAAACCGAGAUUGCAGCUUAUCCACUGUUGGAACUGGAUGCAGAGACAACUCAUUUUAUUAGCUCACAAGACUGUGUGUGUCAGCCUACACCCUCGUGGACCACUUGUGAGGCGCCUUUGUCUGUGGAACUUGCACAGAGCCUUUUCAGUCCCCUCAUGCUUUGAACAUCAUCUCCCAUCUGUCCGUGCCUUUAAUUCUUCCCAGGACACUCGUCAAUUCGUCUCAUUGUCACAUAAACACAGUCGUCUUAAAAACAAUUUCCCUCAGCUUCCCCCUCGUCAGCGUUUCUCCACCGAGCCAGACAUGGCAGAACAGAGGUUCCUUGUGGAAUACGCCAAACGCGGAACUGCAGGAUGUAAGAAAUGCAAGGACAAAAUCCAGAAAGGUAUAGUGCGCAUAGGGAAGAUUGUGCCAAACCCUUUCAGUGAGUCUGCAGGGGAGAUGAAGGAGUGGUAUCAUGUGAAGUGUAUUUUUGAGAAGCUGGAGCGGGCCAGGGCCACCACAAAGAAGAUCGAGGACAUCACAGAUCUGGAGGGCUGGGAGGAGCUGCAGGAUGAGGACAAGGAGCUCAUCAAUAAACAUGUUUCAGACCUGAUGGCCAAAGUCAACGCCAGUCCAAAGAAGAAGGUUCAGGCCAAGUUAAACACCACAGGCCAGCUCAUGGCUCCUCCUGCUGACCCUUCUGUCAAUGCUCCACGAAAGUUCUCAGGAUUCACUGCCGCUAAAGCCGGCAGCUCCUCCAGCAGCCCCGGACCAUCCACACCUCCUUCCAAAGCCAGCCAAGGCAGUGCCCUGUCCACCCAGCUCUGCGACCUCAACCACAAAGACUGCCUGUUCAGGGAGUUCCGUAAGCUGUGCGCCAUGGUGGCAGAGAACGCCAGCUACAACGUCAAGACACAGAUUAUAGAGAAGUUCCUAAAGAAAGGCUCAGGUGGAGAUAAGUUCCGUGGAGAUCUGUUUCUGACAGUGAAACUCCUUCUGCCGGGUGUGGUGAAAAGUGUCUACAACCUGAAUGACAAACAGAUCGUCAAACUCUUCAGCCGUAUAUUCAGAUGCAACCAAGAUGAUAUGGUGCGCGAUUUGGAGCAGGGUGAUGUGUCUGAGACAGUGAGGAUGUUCUUCGAGGACAGCAAAUCAUUUCCUCCAUCUGCCAAGAGCCUCCUCACUAUCCAGGAAGUAGAUGCGUCCCUGACCCGGCUCGCCCAGCUGACUAAGGAGGAUGACCAGCAGAACGAGCUGGAAGUCAUCGCCAAAAAAUGCACCAGUAAUGACCUGAAAUGCAUCAUUCGACUUAUAAAGCAUGACCUAAAGAUGAACGCUGGAGCAAAACAUGUGUUGGAUGCUGUGGACCCAAACGCUUACGACGCAUUUAAAGCCUCACGAAAUCUGGGUGAUGUCAUUGAACGGGUGUUGAGGAAUCAGCAGGAGGCAUCUAACGGUUCAGGACCCAGGAAGCUCCUGACUAUAGAAGCCUCGCUGAUGACCCCUGUUCAGCCCAUGCUGGCAGAGGCUUGUAAAUCCGUCGAGUACGCCAUGAAGAAAUGCCCCAACGGCAUGUAUUCAGAGAUUAAGUAUGACGGGGAGCGUGUCCAGGUCCACAAGAACGGAGACAACUUCAGCUACUUCAGCCGCAGCCUCAAACCGGUGCUACCACACAAAGUGGCUCAUUUCAAAGACUACAUCCCCCAGGCGUUCCCAGGUGGCCACAGUAUGAUACUGGAUGCUGAAGUCCUCCUGAUCGACACAAAGACAAGUAAACCACUGCCGUUUGGGACUUUAGGAGUACACAAGAAAGCUGCUUUCCAAGAUGCCAAAGUGUGCCUUUUCGUUUUUGACUGCAUUUUCUUCAACGGUGUGAGUCUGAUGGAGAGGCCUCUCUCUGAACGCAGGAAGUUCUUACAUGACAACAUGGUGGAGGUCCCCAACAGGAUCCUGUUCUCUGAGAUGAAACACGUCACUAGGGCAGCAGACCUGGCUGAUAUGAUAACCCGUGUCAUCAGAGAGGGACUUGAAGGACUAGUGCUCAAAGAUAUUAAGGGCUCUUACGAACCAGGGAAACGUCACUGGCUGAAGGUGAAGAAGGACUACUUGAAUGAAGGCGCGAUGGCAGACACGGCUGACCUGGUGGUUCUCGGGGCUUUCUACGGAAAAGGCUCCAACGGGGGCAUCAUGUCCAGCUUUCUAAUGGGCUGUUACGACCCUGACUCGAAGAAAUGGUGCACCGUCACCAAGUGCUCCGGAGGCUACGAUGACGCCAUGUUGGCCCGACUCCAGAAGGAGCUGGAUGUGAUCAAAAUCAGCAAGGACCCAAGCAAAAUCCCUGGCUGGCUGAAAAUCAUCAAGAAUUAUUAUCCAGAUUUCAUUAUCCGUGACCCUCAGAGUGCACCAGUCUGGGAGAUCACUGGAGCAGAGUUUUCCAAAUCUGAAAUGCACACAGCGGAUGGCAUCUCAAUCCGCUUCCCCCGCAUGACGCGCAUCCGUGACGAUAAGGACUGGAAAACCGCCACCAACUUACACCAGCUUAAAGAGCUGUACCGUAUAUCAAAAGAGAACUGCGACUUUCAAGUGACAGCCGGCCCGUCCACGUCCAAUGAUGACAAAGGCUCAUCGGGAGGGGACAGCGGAGGAAACUCCCCCUCCUCGUCUAGAGCCAGCGCUCCACCCAAGAAGACCGGUAACAGUACUCCAGCUAAACCAAAGGCUGUAAAAUCACAGCCUCGUACACCUGGACCAGAGGCAACAACUGCCAAGAAGGUGAAGAAGAUCGAAGCCGUUCAAAGCAAUGGACAAAGUAAGACCAAGCCCACGUCUCAGCUGCUGGAGCCGAGGAACGACAAGACGCUCCUGGACAUCUUCAGUGGUGUGAAGCUGUUCCUGCCGGUCUCGGUGCAGGACUUUGACAAACUGAGGCGGUACUUUGUGGCGUAUGACGGCGACCUGGUCCCAGACUACGACGCCGCCUCGGCCACACACACGCUGGCUGAACCAGAUGAGGACAGCCAGGCCCAGAGGGUCUCACCCAGCUGGAUCUGGGAGUGCAUCCGCAAACGUCGAGUCGUACCUCCCUGCUGAUCGGACGCCGUUACCCAUCUGAUGACAAAAGACGACGCAGUGUGUUCAGCCAUAUCAGUACGGGUAUCUCUUUGUACCGUGUUUGACAAGACUGUCUCUGGUCACUACAUUUAUGUACAAACUCUGUUUUUUUAAUUUGGAAAACAAUAGGGCUACAUUUCAUUUGGGGUUGUAGGUUUUUUUUUUAAUUGACUAAUUUUUGCUCAAAUAUAGAAGUAGUGUUUGAAGUUAAGACGAUGUCUGAGUCGUUAUUGAAACGACUACCUGUUCUUCAAAUCAUGACAUAUUUUAUGUUUUCAGUUGCAUACAGAAUGAAAUUAUGCAGCUGAACCAAGAUAUGGGAUCUGUGGUAUUUUUAUUGCCUCCAUGAAACACGUGUUGUAUUUAACGUCAGCUCAUGGUGGGAGCGCAACCAAAUCAGUGGGCCAUUAGGAAUAAACUAAACUGAUAACGCUAAUAAAAACGUCUCCGUACCAUCA
Sphaeramia orbicularis (orbiculate cardinalfish) is the source of this 3638-nucleotide messenger RNA. It is a transcript of the gene lig3, whose product is annotated as ligase III, DNA, ATP-dependent. Gene Ontology annotation, cellular component: DNA ligase III-XRCC1 complex; nucleus. Lineage: Eukaryota; Metazoa; Chordata; Actinopteri; Kurtiformes; Apogonidae. The record is from RefSeq and is a predicted model, not a curated record. Gene Ontology annotation, biological process: double-strand break repair; DNA biosynthetic process; DNA recombination. The transcript has 21 exons. Bases 124 to 3159 code for a protein of 1011 amino acids. Gene Ontology annotation, molecular function: DNA ligase (ATP) activity; zinc ion binding; ATP binding.